This is a messenger RNA of Carassius carassius (crucian carp), 2700 nucleotides long. RefSeq names its product semaphorin-7A-like. Lineage: Eukaryota; Metazoa; Chordata; Actinopteri; Cypriniformes; Cyprinidae. The record is from RefSeq and is a predicted model, not a curated record. Gene Ontology annotation, molecular function: semaphorin receptor binding; chemorepellent activity. The transcript is spliced from 14 exons. Bases 145 to 2046 code for a protein of 633 amino acids. Gene Ontology annotation, biological process: positive regulation of cell migration; negative regulation of axon extension involved in axon guidance; neural crest cell migration.
CCCUCAGAUUCUCAUAGAGGUCUGGUGAGGGACAGGCAGCGCCCGCUUAUUCCACGCGCACUCCUGCAAAACAACACCAGUCUUAAUCUAAAACGAGACUUUUAUUAACGUGGCGUCACUCCAAUUAAAACAUCGCGGAACAAGAUGAAUCUGCUCAUACUGGCCACUCUUUUCUCAGUGGUUUUGGCCGAAAAAUCACCUCGACUGAAAUUUACCGUAAUGGAGUCACCUCGGUUUCGCUUCAUGAAACCUGAGAACUACACAAUGGUUUACCACCAACAGGAAACUGAUGUCCUGUUUGUAGGGGGCCAAGGGGUCAUCUAUAAGCUCAACUUCAGUGAUAAAGGAGUGCAUGACACGCAGAUCCAUGCGGUAAUGGAUGAGAAUGCAAAAGAGAUGUGUGUCUCUAAAUCACCAGCAUGGAAGCAAGAGUGUGCUAAUUUCAUCACAGUAAUUGAGAGAGUUGGUGAUUCGCUCGUGGUGUGUGGGACAAGAGCAGGUGCUCCUAAAUGUUGGCUCCUGGUAAAUGACAGUGUAUUGACGGACAUGCAGGAGGAAACAGCAGCAUCUAACAUCUUGGCACCUUACCCUUCUCAGCGCUCCAUCAGUCUGUCAGCAGAUGGGAAUCUAUACUCUGCUCUGUCAGCGGUUGCAGGACAGACUGGCUCUAUCCGUCGCACAUAUGGCUCCAAAAAGCAGCUGAGGACAGAGAAUAAAUGGUUACAGAAUCCCCAGUUUGCAGGAGCCGCUGUGAUACCACACACAGAAAAACUCAAAGAUGAGAUCUAUUUCUUCUUCAGUGAGGUCAAUGGUACAGCCAGUCUAGAUGAAGAGCCAUACAGGGCUCGCAUAGGGCGAGUCUGCAUGGUUGAUGAGGGAGGGCUUCAGAACAUGCUGCCGAAUUCCUGGACUACGUUCCUAAAGGCACGGGUGAUGUGUGGGAAAGCUGGAACUCCUGUACAGUACAACAACUUCAAGCAGGCUUUCGUUCUGUCCUCUCAUCUACGCAUUGGUUUGAUAUACGGCAUCUUCUCCAAUGCUUGGAACACCACCGUAGUGUGUGCCUACUCCAUUGAAGACAUUGAUCGAGCCUUUUCUACAUCCAAACUGAAGGGCUACAACUCACCUUUGUCAACUCCCCGUCCUGGAACGUGUGCCUUUAGGAAUAAUACUCAGGCUCAUAACCAAAAGAUCCUGACUGUGAUCAAGGAUCACCCUGAGAUUGAGGACGUGAUCAUCCCGGUCGACGAAGCUCCUCUAGACCUCCCAGUUCAAGACCACUUCACACAUAUUGUGGCAGACACAGUCUUGGCUGUCAAUGAAGAACACUACAGCAUCAUUUAUCUGGCCACAGAGAAGGGAAAAGUCCUGAAGGUGCUGCAUGCCAUAGAAGGAGCCUUUAUCAUAGCACAGUACUCUUUAUUCCAUGAUGAUAGUCCCGUUAUCAACAUGGCCAUUGACUCUAAAAAGGGUCAUCUCUAUAUUGGCACAGAGCUUGAGGUGCAGCGCAUCCCCCUGGCUGACUGUGGUCGUUACGGAGCCAGCUGUCAGGAAUGCAUCCUUUCACGAGAUCCAUAUUGUGCGUGGGAUGAGUCCAAGAAGAAAUGUACUGCAAUCCCACCAGACUACAACAAUAGCACUGGAACCCUUGUUCAGAACCUUGACCACUCCAAUGCCUCGGUCUGUGGCUAUGCUACAGCUCCUAAGGCACGUAGCACCAUCCCCAAACAGGUUUUAGUGGAUAAAGAUGGACCCGUCCUGCUACCAUGCCCUGUGCGCUCCUAUCAUGCCACUUACCGCUGGGAGAAAGACAACUGCAUCAAGCAAUAUCCUUGCACCAUCUCUGGCUCAUCCUGUGUGCUGGCGCCCACCCCUGACCUGCCUCUGAAGGAGGGCGUGUUCCGCUGCAUGGUGGAGGAGAGCGGCCUGCAGCAGGAGGUGGUGUCCUACAAGCUGGUGUUCAACGGUGGGCCCCUCUGCACCUCGCUUGCCUCCACCCUGGGGUCGGCUCUGCUGCUGGCUGCCACGGCACACUGGCUCCUGUAGAUCCAAUGAAUCAUGGGGGCACAAAAGCAAACAAGAUUAAUAUUAAGGUCAGCAGAGCAUGAGUACCUAGGCCGGUCCGACUAAACUGUAGGGGAGCAGCUGAUCUCUGUAUAAACUGUGUUUCUUGUUUCUUAUUCAGAGCAAUCACAAAAUUAUUAUUUUCUUUAAAGGGCCGAGAAAAUGCCUGGAAUCUUCUCAUUUAUCAAAAUGCUUUAUCAUACCAAACUUCAGUGUUAUGUAAAACAUUAACUUAUGUAAGUGAACUAUUUUAUGUCAUCAGCCUGAAAGCAUUUAGACUUAUAAACUGUAUAUUCAAUAUCUAAUACAUGAGAUUUGUACUGCAUAAAACAUUGCUUGCAAAAUGUUAGUGCCAUCAUUCAGAUGUUUCAGAGGACUGCUUUGCUAACUACACUCAGACAUGGUAUCCAGAUCAGUUGGUUAGUUUUCUUAGUAACACCACUUUUCAGAAAGGUUCAGUUACAAUAGUUAAGAAUAGGGUAUCAUGAACUAACUAUGAAUAAUUUUUUAAAGAAUUUAGCAACCAGGGUUAAUUUACUAUUAUUUAACAUUUAAUAUGCUAUUGUUCAUUGUCAAUUCAUGUUUGUUCAUAAUACAUAAAAUAGACAGACUGCCCACUAUAUAAAGGUGAAAUAG